Molecule: messenger RNA, 592 nt
Organism: Diceros bicornis minor
Lineage: Eukaryota; Metazoa; Chordata; Mammalia; Perissodactyla; Rhinocerotidae
Gene: DYNLT5
Product: dynein light chain Tctex-type family member 5
Exons: 4
Coding region: 1-540 (179 amino acids)
Biological process (GO): microtubule-based movement
Cellular component (GO): cytoplasm; cytoplasmic dynein complex
Molecular function (GO): dynein intermediate chain binding
Source: RefSeq, a predicted model, not a curated record
AUGAUGACGUCGGACCUCGCCCAAGACAGAGCGGCUGGUUCCCUGAGGCAGAGGGCGAGCGGGGCCUCGCUGGGCGGCCGCGAAUUCCGGCAGAAGGGACCUCGCAGGCGCCCCAAAGACUCGAUGAGCACUGUGUCUCAUGUGGAUGAACCUGGCCAGCAUGAGGAUGCCUCUCGCCUCACGGUUCAGAUGGAGAAUAGCUACCAGCUGGGUCCUACCGAACCUUUCCCUGCGGUUGUUGUCAAUCAUAUUUUGGAAGAUGUGUUAACUAACUACCUACAAGAAGAACACUAUGAACCAGAGCUCUGCAGACAGAUGACUAAGACGGUCUCUGAGGUUAUUAAAGCCCGGGUCAAGGACUUGCUGAUUCCACGGUAUAAGCUGAUUGUGGUGUGUCACAUUGGACAGCUGACAAGUCAGAGCGUACUUAUUGGAAGCAGAUGCCUCUGGGAUCCUAAAAGUGAUACCUUUUCAUCUUAUAUUUUCAGAAAUUCUUCCCUCUUUGCUCUUGCAAAUGUCUAUGCGGUUUACUGUGAGUGAUUGAAAACAAGAAAUCUAGCUCUUACUUCUUUAAAUCAAGAAAUUGGCUGUA